This is a messenger RNA of Magnolia sinica, 2266 nucleotides long. RefSeq lists its product as uncharacterized. Bases 115 to 1035 code for a protein of 306 amino acids. The transcript is spliced from 2 exons. Lineage: Eukaryota; Viridiplantae; Streptophyta; Magnoliopsida; Magnoliales; Magnoliaceae. The record is from RefSeq and is a predicted model, not a curated record.
CCGUAUUGGCAACGGACGUAAGAAAGCCUGCAACUCUCAGAUAUAAACAGGAUUCCCUCUCCAAAGCCCCACCAUCACCACCCUCCAUUUUCAUCAGCCCAUCAUCCAUCUCUCAUGGCGUCUCUUCUCUUUCACAUCCUGGCCUCCAUCUUUCUCUUCUCCUACGGUAUCUACCAUCUCCUCCUCUCCAUCAAAUCCCACUUUAAAUCCCCUUCCCCUCCUCCUUCUAAACCAUACCAUCCCUUUCCCUCUUCAUCUUCUUCCCAUUUCCUCAAACACCUCCCUCUCUAUCUCAUCCUCUCUUCCAUUCUCCUCUCCAUUCUCUACCAUUCAAUUCUCUCCUCCAUCUCCGAUCCCCUCGCUCCCGUCCAUCGCAUCUCCUCCCUCCAGUCAGUCGCGUCCCUCCUUCUCUUCCUCCUCCUCUGUCUCUCCCUCCUAAUAUCCUCCUCCUCUUCUCCCCUCCUUCCUCUUCUCCCUUCCGAUCUCAUCUUCUGCCUUGCUUCCAUCGCCUUCGCCGUUCAGUCGUUCGUUUCUUUCUCCUCGUCCUCCCUCAAUUCCUCCAUUCUCCAAUCCAAAUGCGACUCCGUCUCCUCCAAGAUUUCCGCCGCUUCUGGCGUGCUCUGUUUCGCCCUCGCCCUUGAUCCUCGCCUCUUUGUUGCGGACAUUGCCCUUGCCGGCUCCCUCUGCCUUCAAGGGCUGUGGGUGCUGCAGACGGGGCUCUCGCUCUAUGCUGAUGGGUUCAUCCCCGAUGGUUGCCACCGGUUGCUGGAUGUCGUGAGAGGGAUCGAGGGCUCGACCAAGUGCGAUCUCGAGGAGAGCCAGCUGCGGGCCAUGGCGAUUCUCGAUCUGGUGUUCGUUUUCCAUGUGGUAUUUGUGGCGGUGAUCGUGUUGGUGGUUUAUGCGGUCAUGGCGAGGGCAGCUGGGGUCAGGCGGGUGGGCUCGUAUGAGGCACUGCCGACAUCGUUGGUGCCGGCCAUGGCAGUGGUGGGCUCAAACCAUGUGCAGAUGAAGGCGCUGACGAACACACAGGCAUGAUUGAGGGGUGGAGAUGCUCUGGCGCCCAGAGAUUGAGAUGGAGAUUAGAGUGGUUUAGUGAUGGUGAUGGGUGGUAGUAGCCUGAGUCAGCAUAUGAAGCUGGUGCCGACGGUUAUUACAGAGGCUUAAGAAGAUUGCUGAUUGCAGAGCUUGAGGAAGGUGGUGGCAGGUGGCCCCAUGGUUGAAGAUGACGGUAGGUAUGAUGGUUGACUAUGGGCUUUGGGUCUUUGUGUGGACCUGAUGGUUUAGUAUUUUGGGUGGUAAAGCUGAGGAUUGCAACAACAGGUUGUAUCCAGUGCUGGAGAAGUUGAUGAAGACGGUUAUGUGGCUCUUGUGUUUUGGAUCUAUGCACAGUGUGAAGCAAGUCUGAGUUUGGGGGUACUGCUUGGUCUGGAUUAUGGUGGGGUUGACAGGGAUGCACGAUCAGUCCUCAAUCAUGGGUUGUGUAGCCAAGGAUGUUGGUCUAGGUGUUGCUGUUGAUGAUGCUGAUCUUGGGCUGUAAGGCCAAGGACGGUGGUCCAGUUGUUGCUGUUAAUGAUGAGGAUUGAAGCAGGAUGCUGAUUGAGUGCCGAUUAUCAGAUCUGGUGGCGGUUUUUGGCAUGACAUUGUUGAGUCUGAUAGAUGGGGCAUUAAUUCUAAUGGCUGGACUGUGUUGGGUGCUAGGUCUUUCUUUCUUUCUUUCUUGGAUUAUUAGAGGCUCACCAUGGUGGGUAUGGAAGUUGGGGGGAUGCACAACUGGUCAUUUGAUGGUCUACUCUACUGGAGAUGAAUGGUGAAGAAGAUGAGUUGUGAGGGAGGGUUGUGAGGUACGAGAUGGGCAUUGAAGAAGAUGGUUUUGUUGCUGGUGCUUCCACGGGGUCACCCUUGACAGUGAUGGGAUGCAGCUAGAUGUGAUUGGUGGGUUACCAAUUUGGGAUGAUAAUAUAGGUGAUGGAGGAAUGGACAAGAUGAAGGGGUAACCUAUACUGGUCACGUUCGGACGUGACUGUCACGCCCCAAAUUCGGAGCCCAGGCACUACUACUUCCCAAGUCCUGAACUCAGGUCGGAGCAACUUCCUCGCCAUUUACUGGACUUGGUGAACGGUUAGCGAACUUCCCGACACCAAAUCCAGCUCAUGGCAGAGAUUUUUUUUAUUUUUUAUUUUUUUUCCUGUACAGUUAAUCUAUUUAGGCGAUUACACAUUUUGUAUAUGGUAUCAACGCAUAUUGAAGAGACGAAUCUGUUCGAUAU